AUGAUUGCGCCGACGCCAAAAUCUCUGCUUUUGCUUCAUCUUCCGGACGAGGUUCUUAUUACAAUAUUCAGUUUUCUCGACUUUCGGACCCUGUGUGACGCUAUUCUUGUGUGCAAACACUUUGAUGAUCUUGCCGAACCCUUCUUGUAUCACACUGUCCAAGUGCUCAGUGGACGUCAGGCCGAGGCCCUAUCUGCUGGUUUGCACGCAAAUGCUCGCCGUGCUACUUGGAUUCGUUCUCUGCUCGUCUCCACUAAGUUUGGAGAGGACCCAGGCUUGGGCACUUUACCGCCUCACAUUGGCCGAAUGCGGAACCUUCAGCAUUUAUGUCUCGAAACGCCCGACUGCAAUGCCAAGUUUCCGGAAGAGAGGGUGGUUUGGGUCAACCUGCAGGACCGAUAUGAGCGAAUUUUUGAAAGUGCCUCUGCUGUCGUGCCCAGAGCUGAUGAGAGGGCUUUGCCCAAUCUGAAAACUUGCACGUUACACUUUGUCGAUGGACAAAAGGAACUCUAUUCAAUGACGAAAUAUGCCAUGCUCUUCUUGCAUCCCAAGUUAAGGUCGCUGACCAUGUCUUGUGCGAGUACCGACUUUCCCGACAGAUUGCUCACAGCCUUCCAAGACGAUGAAACUCUGGCCAAAUCCACCAACCUGGAAUACUUGCACCUCGAAGAAUGUGACAUCUUCUCUCCGUCCCUGGCGGUCCUCCUGAGCUUCCCCCGCGCGCUGAAGUCCCUCAAAAUCAGCGAGGGGAUUCGCUACGAUGGCAUAUUCAAUGCCAGAAACACUCGCAUGCAUGGAAAUGUUUCUCCAGGCCCCUUUGUGGACGCCAUAGCCCAGCACUGCAGCGAUUCGCUCGAAUUUCUGUCCUUGAGUUUGGGAUACUUGAGGCAGGGGUUUCAGCACAUCAAUCAGCCCAGCCAGCAUCUCAAUUUGACCGGGUUUCGUGCAAUCAAACAACUAGAUCUUGAUGUUCGGACGGUCAAUCUAGUCAGGGUCAGGGCCGGCUGCGACCACGCUACUUGGCGCAGACUUCCCCCCAAUCUAGAAACCCUCAAGGUUUUUGGGAUUCCGCUAGGUGACCGACCUCCGUUCCAGGCUCGGAGGAGGGUCUGGUUUCCCUUUGAAAUUUGCAUAGCCACCGAUAAAGCAAAACAUGGAGUUCGGCUGCUGAAAAAUCUCAUCUAUUCGUAUGAAUAUUACCGAGAAGACGACGAGAUCCCGAGAUUGAGCAUAUCUGACGACGGUGAUACUGUGGAAGGGAUCAGCGAAGUUCUUAUCGCCCAUCGACGAAUGACCGAAAAGUGUCGAGAGUUGCAACCUACCCUUAAGAAAGCCGGCGUGAGAUUGGAGAUCGAAAUGGUUGCUUUACCUAACGGGUUCAUACCCCCAUAUUUGUUCCAGGAGGACAAGCCGAAGUAUUUCACUCUCUGGGAAUCCACUCCGCGAUCAGCGUGA
Molecule: messenger RNA, 1455 nt
Organism: Rhinocladiella mackenziei CBS 650.93
Lineage: Eukaryota; Fungi; Ascomycota; Eurotiomycetes; Chaetothyriales; Herpotrichiellaceae
Exons: 2
Coding region: 1-1455 (484 amino acids)
Molecular function (GO): protein binding
Source: RefSeq, a predicted model, not a curated record